AUGCCAAAUAGACCAAUAGUUGUAGUAAUAUUGUUAUGGAAUUGCCAAAAUUCAAUGUUUUAUUCUCAUCUUCACGAAGAUAGUGUUGUUGAAAGAAAUAGUUCGACAACUCCACCAGAGAAUUUUUAUUCGAAAACAUUUAUUGAAUCAUCAACAAUAGAACAAACAAAUGUUUCUAAUUAUCAAAUUUUUACUUCGAACGAUACAACAAUAUCGUUUUUUUCUACAAUCACUGUCUUCAUUACUGAAGUACCACUAUUAUUUUCCAUCAUAUCAUUAACUAUUCGAACAUCUCGAAUCGAACAACAAGAAUAUUUCUAUUCAGUGGACAUACUAAUAAAUAAUACAUGUUCAUCAAAACGAGAACCAAAUGUAACAUUAAUUUUUCAAUCAUCAUCAUUUAAUGAAACAAAACGAUGUUUAUUUCCACCUAAACAUCAUGGAUUAAUGACAUGUGAAAAUUUCACUUAUGGUGUUCGUUAUACAGUCGAUGGAUAUCUUUUAUGUGGUACACGAAAUGUUACUUUGUCAACAAGAAAAGAACUUUAUGAAUUAAUAAAACCAAAAUAUUUGAAUUCAACAAAUAGUCCAACAUCAAUUGAUACGUUAUUUUUCUUACCUGGUUUAUUUUAUCGAUUAGUUAUUGAAUUAACAAGUGUUAAUCAAACAUGUUCAAUUGAAUAUUCAUCGAUUUAUUCACCUUUUUAUCAUUGUUUAUUUAAAAAUUUAAAUCCUGCUCAAUGGUUUGUUUUAACUUAUUAUUUAUCAACAGAUAAUGAUCAAGCAACAUCAGGUGAUGUAACUAUUGUUUAUACUGAAUUGGAAGACUUUUAUUUUCGAUGUGAACUUAACAAAAAUAAUCAACAAAUUGAUUUUUAUUGGGCAAAUCUAAUCGCUUCUGGUUAUGAAAAUUUAACAAUUUUUAUAUUAACCGAAGAAUAUAAACAAUUAUGGAUUAUUUCAUGUGAUCCAUAUACAUCAAAAAGUAUUUGUUCGACAAAACCAUAUAGUUUAGAAUCAGGUAGAGAAUAUCAUAUAACAGCUAAAUUAAAAAAAGUAUUACCGAAUUAUAAUGGUCAGAAAACUGGAACAUGUUCUAUUAAAACAAAUCUUAGUCAAAUACCGAUGAAUUCUAUUCGACAUGAAUUUUUAAAUGAAACAGUUGUUCGAUUAACUUGGCUUAAUCAUCCAUUUCAUGUUCAAGUUCGAUUAAGAAAUCUUGAAACAAAUAUAUUAGAAAAUCCUAUAGAAAAUAAUCAGAGAACUGCCUUAUUCAUUCAUUUAACUGAAGCGAGUAUUUAUCAAUUAGAAUUUAAUAUUUCGAAAAUUCAUUGGUCAUCAUUGAUUCAAAUUACGGAUUAUUAUAUUCAAACAGGUUAA
Messenger RNA from Rotaria sp. Silwood2, 1380 nucleotides. The record is from the annotation of a GenBank genome assembly. NCBI's taxonomy places the organism in Eukaryota, Metazoa, Rotifera, Eurotatoria, Philodinida, Philodinidae.